CAGCAAAGCAAAGCCCACUCCACUCCACAAUCCACAUUCCUUCCUUCCUUCCCCGUGCGAGCCCCGAGAGCCUUCUGCUCCCCGCUUCGGAUCUCGCCACCAGCCUCCGCCGCGCGCGGUAGCCCGGCCCGAGGCCGAGAUCGAUGACGCAGACUCCCACCCCCGCUGCGGCCGCGCCGGCGCCGGCGGUGGCGGUGUCGGAGGCGGGGCUGCCCGACGCCAUCGCGGCCGCGCUGCCGCCGGACCCGUACGAGCAGCUGGAGGUGGCGCGCAAGAUCACGGCGGUGGCCGUGGCGGCCCGGGCGUCGCGCCUCGAGCUGGAGGCCGCGCGGCUCCGCCAGAAGCUGGCCGACAAGGACCGCCUCGCCGCGGAGCUCGCCGACAGGGCCGCGUCGCUCGAGCAGGCGCUCCGUGACUCCGACGCCCGCCUCCGCGCCGCCCUCGACGACAAUGCUAAGCUUGCCAAGGAGAGAGACUCGCUCGCGCACACGUCCAAGAAACUGGCCAGGGAUCUCGCCAAGUUGGAAACCUUCAAGAGGCAUCUAAUGCAGUCAUUGGGUGAUGAUAAUCCCCCGAUUCAGGAGACAGUGGACAUAAGAACCUGCGAGCAAUCGGUAGCGAAAGCAAGUUCUUGGAAAGAUGGAGUGGCACAUAGUCGUCAUCAUCAUCCUGUCUCCUCUCUUGCUGAUGGAUCCACCGAAAUUGAAAGCGUAAACCAGGAAGUGGCGAGACCGUUCGAGCAGAAGCUCUCCGUCACCCACAUCUCUCCGCGGCUCACGUCUGAUCCCGCGGCGAAGACGAGAACUGCUGCCACUUCCCCGAGAAGAUACUCCACCGCCGUGUCGCCUAAGCUGGCAGCCAGCGCCACUUCGCCUCGGUUAGAAGGCCACAUGGCGAUGCAGCCAUGGCUGCCCUCCAGCAAGAUGUCCUCUGCUGCCAACUCGCCGCCUCGCGCCCACUCGAUCUCAGGGCGCACGACGAGAGUAGAUGGCAAGGAGUUCUUUCGUCAGGCAAGGAAUCGUCUCUCCUAUGAACAAUUCGCAGCUUUUCUUGCCAAUAUCAAGGAGCUAAACGCUCACAGGCAAUCCAGAGAGGAGACACUCCAGAAAGCUGACGAGAUCUUCGGUUCAGAGAACAAGGAUCUCUUCAUGUCGUUCCAGAGCUUGCUUAGCCGUAGCCUGUCGUAGGUUCGUCUCGUAGCGCUGUUGAUCUGGACGCUGCACGCUGUUUUACAGUUGGAUCAUGAACGUCAGAUAACGGAUGGUACAGCAGUGUUCGCCUGUACAGAGACUAAUAACAGUUUGAUCAUGCCAAGAAAUGCUACAGAUAGAUUAUUGCUUUUUAUUGGUUUUGUUUUA
Molecule: messenger RNA, 1358 nt
Organism: Oryza sativa Japonica Group (Japanese rice)
Lineage: Eukaryota; Viridiplantae; Streptophyta; Magnoliopsida; Poales; Poaceae
Source: RefSeq, a predicted model, not a curated record